This is a messenger RNA of Ruditapes philippinarum (Manila clam), 1327 nucleotides long. RefSeq names its product slit homolog 1 protein-like. Gene Ontology annotation, cellular component: plasma membrane. The record is from RefSeq and is a predicted model, not a curated record. The transcript has 2 exons. NCBI's taxonomy places the organism in Eukaryota, Metazoa, Mollusca, Bivalvia, Venerida, Veneridae. Gene Ontology annotation, molecular function: protein binding. Bases 213 to 911 code for a protein of 232 amino acids.
AUCUGUUUUUUCUUCUAACUGAAUUGAGGUUUUGAAAAUUAUUAAAUUAUAAAAUGUCACGGUUAGUCAUUUGAUUACUAGUUUUUACAAGAACGAUAUUUUACAAAGGAGUAGAAACUAAACGAAAACGCAAACGACUAUGGAGUUAUUACAAUUAUUAGAAUUUCCCUUGCUCAUACCAAGGUCUCCACAAACAACAGUCUACAAAUGUUAUGUUUAUACCAGAGCUGAAUAUAUUACAACGUUUAUUUCAGAUCACAAAUGUUGAAGACUUUGCGUUUGAUGGGUUAGACAAACAAAUCUCGUUGGAUAUGAGUUACAAUAACAUCAAUAAAUUAAGCAGAAACACAUUAGCUGGGUUAACAGGAGCGUAUUCACUACAUAUGAGUAGUAAUAACAUAAGUGUUGUGGAUAAAGAUGCAUUUACACAACUCGUCUCUUUACAUGAUCUCAAACUAGACCAAAACAAGAUUGUACAUUUGGAGGACUUUACCUUUCAAAGCAUGGUCGAUUUACAAAACCUGGACAUGAGUCACAACAAUUUGUCUGCAGUUACUAAUAAUACGUUUGUCGGGUUAACUUCACUUUUAUGGUUGAAUUUGUCAUAUAACUGGAUAACAACCAUUGCCCAAGAUGCAUUCAAAUCAUUACAAUCAAGCGACAUUGACCUCAGUUUUAAUAGGUUACAAAGUCUUCAGGUUGAGGUUUUCUCUCAUCUUACAAGCACAGCUAAUGUAAGACUAGCUGGCAACUUGUGGAAUUGUGAUUGUCACCUAAGGUGGUUGAGAGAAGCACUGGACAAUGCCACUUAUACCAUUGAGCUUCCGUACACUCUCAAAUGUGCAACACCAGUCAAGCUCGCAGGAAAGUCUUUCAUUGAUCUUAAACCAAGCGAUUUUGUGUGUAUGUAGGACGAAAUUCAUUAUUCUGAGUACAAAUAGAUAUUUUAUAUGUCAAAUUUGAACAGACUUUUAUAUGUAAAAUGCAUAAUCAGAUAAAAUAUAUACUAGACACGCGGAUAAGAAAACAUUGUUCAAAAUUUUAUGUGCCAUUUAUUAUAUAACGCUUUCCAGUCUGAGAAAAAAGGGACAAUCAGCAUUGCGCAAAAAUAUUCCCUAUUCCCGAACCAUAUUGUGUAUGUUUACUGUGUAAUAUUUUACAUGUUUGAAAAAUUGUAAAUAGUUAUACAGGCAAAACAACAUUGAAAAUAUAAGAAUGUCAUUAUUACAACCGAAUACACCGCUUUACGAUACGAUUACAAUAGUAGUUAAAAUACUGAAUAAAUGAAAUUCGAAAUUUUGAUAGAUUGUUUGAUUAUCAAUACUUU